Molecule: messenger RNA, 2424 nt
Organism: Andrographis paniculata
Lineage: Eukaryota; Viridiplantae; Streptophyta; Magnoliopsida; Lamiales; Acanthaceae
Product: protein TRANSPORT INHIBITOR RESPONSE 1
Exons: 3
Coding region: 123-1871 (582 amino acids)
Biological process (GO): SCF-dependent proteasomal ubiquitin-dependent protein catabolic process
Cellular component (GO): SCF ubiquitin ligase complex
Molecular function (GO): protein binding
Source: RefSeq, a predicted model, not a curated record
UAUCUUGUCUACAAUUGGUCUCUUGCAGUUUCUCUUCAUCUUCCUUGAACCUCUCAUUCUGCUGUGCCUCCUCGCCUCGCCUCAGCUCAGCUCUCAGAUCCGGAGCUCUGAUUUGCGCGACCAUGGCGUACUCGUUUCCGGAGGAGGUUCUGGAGCAUGUUUUCUCGUUUCUAAGCUCGGACAAGGACCGGAACGCGGUUUCCUUGGUGUGUAAGUCGUGGUACGAGAUUGAGCGGUGGUGUCGCCGCCGUAUAUUCAUCGGAAACUGCUACGCGGUCUCUCCGGAGAUCGUGAUCCGUCGGUUUCCGGAAAUAAGAGCGGUGGAGAUGAAGGGGAAGCCGCAUUUUGCUGAUUUCAACCUCGUGCCGGACGGUUGGGGUGCUUACGUGUGCCCGUGGAUCUCUGCCAUGGCGGCAGCUUAUCCGCUACUCGAGGAGAUCAGGCUCAAGCGGAUGGUGGUGACGGACGAGAGUUUGGAGUUGAUCUCUAAAUCCUUCAAGAAUUUCAAGGUUUUGGUGCUCUCGUCUUGUGAGGGAUUUUCGACGGAUGGCCUCGCCUCGAUUGCAGCCUAUUGCAGGAAUCUCAAGGAACUGGAUUUGCGGGAAAGCGAAGUUGAGGACCUGAGUGGGCACUGGCUUAGCCAUUUCCCUGACAACUACACCUCACUGGUGUCACUUAACAUUUCUUGCUUAGGCAAUGAGGUGAGUUUCUCCGCUUUGGAGCGUCUCGUGGCGCGGUGCCCCAAUCUGAGAUCACUGCGGCUCAACCGUGCUGUACCUCUUGAGAAGCUCCCAAAUCUCCUCCGCAGAGCGCCACAGUUAGUUGAAUUGGGUACCGGUGCUUAUUCUACUGAAAUACGAUCCGAAGUCUUCUCGAAUCUCUCUGAUGCUUUUGCAGCCUGUAAGCAACUUAAGAGCUUGUCCGGGUUUUGGGAUGUUGUUCCCUCGUAUCUUCCUGCCAUGUAUCCCAUCUGCUCUCAGAUCACUUCAUUGAACUUGAGUUAUGCUACCAUUCGUAGUCCCGACCUUGUCAAGCUUGUCAGCCAUUGUCCAAAUUUACAGCGCUUAUGGGUUCUUGAUUACAUCGAAGAUACAGGCUUGGAAGUUCUUGCUUCAACUUGCAAGGAUCUGCAAGAACUUCGGGUUUUCCCUUCAGAUCCUUAUGGAGCAGAGCCGGAUGUGUCGUUAACCGAACGAGGGCUUGUUUCUGUCUCCGAGGGAUGCCCAAAGCUCCAAUCUGUUCUUUAUUUCUGUCGCCAGAUGACGAAUGCAGCACUAGUUGCUAUUGCCAAGAAUCGGCCCAAUUUCAUCCGCUUCAGGCUCUGCAUCAUUGAACCCCGGGCUCCAGAUUACCUGACCUCAGAUCCUCUCGACACUGGCUUUGGUGCAAUCGUGGAGCAUUGCAAGGAUCUGCGGCGCCUUUCCAUGUCCGGCCUUCUAACUGACCGUGUCUUCAAGUACAUCGGGACACACGCCAAGAAACUAGAGAUGCUUUCCAUAGCAUUUGCUGGAGAAACUGACCUGGGCCUGCACCAUGUAUUAUCCGGCUGCGACAGCCUCCGGAAGCUGGAAAUCAGGGACUGCCCGUUUGGUGACAAGGCUCUCUUGGCCAAUGCUGCAAAGCUGGAGACAAUGCGAUCCCUUUGGAUGUCUUCUUGCUUAGUGAGUUUCGGAGCUUGUAAGCUGCUCGGUCAGAAGAUGCCCAGGCUCAACGUUGAGGUUAUAGACGAGCGAGGUCCACCUGAUUCCAGGCCCGAAAGCCUCCCUGUCGAAAGGCUCUAUGUUUACAGAACUGUUGCUGGACAAAGGGUCGACAUGCCCGGAUUCGUCUGGACUAUGGAUGACGAUGCGCCAACGCUACGGUGUUCUUGAGGCUGGUGUUCUUGAGGCUCCGGCGAAACCGAUCAAGAAGGUAGCAGGUACAAUGCUCUUUGCUCUAACCUUUCUACUUAAUUUGGAAAAAAAAGAAAAAGCUUUAUGUGAUUGCAGUAUAUCAGUGGAAGUGGGAAGGAAAGCCCUACCUGGUGGGGGUGGGAGGGGGGGGGGGGUUGAGAGCUCAAAUUGCCAUCAAUUUUUCACUUUGGCUGAGCCUAUUCAUUGCAAUCAGCUACUAAUAAGAAACCACAAAAAAAUGAGAAAAGAAAAAGAGGGGAGUAUGAAGUGUUAUGGGAGUUUGUUACCAUUGUUAUUAUGAUUAUGAUUAUUUGUUAGUAUGUGUAGUAAGUGCAGACUUGUGGCAACUUUUAGAUCCCUCUUGAUUUGAUUCUUGGCUGUGAGUCGAUUGUGCUCAUGUUCUUGAGUUUUGGGGGUUUGAUUUCAUUGUUUGAUCUGUCUGUCUUGUCUGUUUAUUGGCAGUGUAUGUUGUUGUUGGUAUGUAUUUUUGACAUUGGGACACAGGCAAUUAAUUACUUACUUUCCCAUCUUA